Messenger RNA from Macrosteles quadrilineatus (aster leafhopper), 1300 nucleotides. RefSeq lists its product as uncharacterized. Bases 17 to 1300 code for a protein of 427 amino acids. The record is from RefSeq and is a predicted model, not a curated record. NCBI's taxonomy places the organism in Eukaryota, Metazoa, Arthropoda, Insecta, Hemiptera, Cicadellidae. The transcript has 4 exons.
CAGGCGCGCUAUCAGCAUGGCGAGCGCGAUACUGAUAACAGUGAUAACGGUGGUCGCGAUAGCGAUAACGGAGUCCGCCAUCUUGGAUAACACUCGCGAUAAAUCUGAAUCUUCUGUUGUAGCAUCAUCUAAUGCCAUCGCCAAAGAAGCGAUCGACACACACCGUCAGCAGAGGUUUUUCAGUUCUGUCAGGUUGAAGAGUAUAGACGCCGCGAACGAAUUGGAUAGUCCACCGUCGGCUUUAGAAAAAAUCGAUGAAGAUCCUAACACGGCACUAUCUGGAGUCUACAGCGACUGUUUGGUCAACCUGUCGUUUCCCUGCCUCCAGAGGAAGAUACUGGUAUUCCUGGACCGAUUGGGUAGGAUGGCCAAGUUCAACUUGAUAGGCAACUUCUUGUCAGUAGUCCGCACCGCCAAGGAGUCCCGACCACCGGUGAUCUCCAGUAGACUCGAUGAUGAACACACGCUGAGGGCAAUGAUAGACGACUCCAUCGACAAGUUCUUCGACGACCACGUGAUCCGUGUGACGGUCCCCACAGCUGCAGCUACUGGCCGUUCUACCGCCACAAACACCGUACUGGACUUCAGAGUGGGCGAGACCUACUCGGUGGAAGAGGGUCGCAAUAAGAAAAAGAAAGGAGGAGGCAAGAUGAAAGGGAUGAAGAAGAUGAUGAUGAUGGGCUGUAUGAUGAUGAUGGGGAAGGCAGCCAUGCUGGGCCCUCUGAUCAUGGGCAUCAGCAGUCUGGCAGCCAUCAAGGCUCUCAUUUUCUCUACAAUGGCACUGACCAUCUCAAAGAUUAUGAUCCUGAAGAAGCUGAAGAUGAUGAUGAGCAAGGGAGGAUCUUCAGGGUGGUCGUCGUCAGGCAGUGGGGGAGGGGGAGGCUGGCCGUCCUCGGGUAGUGGUGGUGGGGGAGGCUGGUCUUCAGGUGGGGGUGGUGGGGGAGGGGGUUGGUCCUCAGGUGGGGGUGGCGAUCGCAGCUUUGACACUCAUGAAAACGACCUGCGCGCUAAAGCUGCGUUGUCCAAGGCGCGUCUGUUGCGUCUGACGCAGAGCGAUGAUCGCCGAGCGAUGAUCGCUGAGCGUCUAUCGCUUAGAGGCCCGUUGUCCAAGAACGCGUCUAUUCAGUUCAACAUAUAUGGGAGAACACAGAAACAACAAUGCAAUAGACGCAAUAGACGCUGGCCGUCAGCGAUCCCGUCUGCUCCCGGAGCAGUGCCCAGCGUCAGACGCUCAGCGUCUCAAGCGUCAGACGCUAGAGACGCUCCCUUGGACAACGGGCCCAUUGAAAUCAAUGCUUAG